AUGUCAAAAACUAGCGCGUCAAAAACUAAUGAAUCUAGGACUAAAACGCCAGACCCCAAAUUAAUGAUGUUAUUAAAUAUAGUUAUAGCUAGGCGCGAUUCUUUAUUUAACCGCUUACAAACAAUUUAUGAUCGCUCUCAACAAGUAGAUAGUGAGGUGGACAGGGAAGAGUUCCUUUCUGGAGCGAUUUCGAUUGAUGCAUUACGAAGUGAUUUCGAAAGGGUAUUAACCGAGUACAAUUUAUAUAAUAUGCAAGUCUACCCAGAAGCAAAGGUGGAAUAUCAGUCAUGGGUUGCGUUCGAGGAACUAUACUGUCAUAUAAAACAUGUAAUGUCUCGUCUUACAAGUCGAAUAACAAAUGAAUGUCCGAGAUCGGUCACAAUAUCGCGACCGUCUUUACCGCCUAUAGAGCUAGCGUCGUUUGAUGGUGAUAUCCGCUCAUGGUCUUUAUUUUAUACAAGUUUUAAAUCCACUGUGCAUGAUAACCCGUCCCUAUCAGACGCCGAUAAAUUGUAUUACCUGCUAGGUAAAUUAACAAUCAAAACGCAUUCUGUGUUCGCCGGUAUUACUCCUUGUGCUGAGAAUUAUGAACUUAUUUUGAACGCGCUUAUAGAGAAGUACGAUGAUAAACGCAUGCUAGCAUCGACCUAUAUCAAUCAAAUUUUUGACUUUAAACCAGUUUCUAACUCUUCUGCUCGAAACCUAGAAUUAUUUUUACAUACGUUCGUAACCGCGGUUAGCGCAUUAAAAAACUUACAAAUACCUGACCUAACUGAUUUUAUUAUAUUACAUACCGCCUUAAAAAAGUUGGACCCCGAAACAGUUCGUUCUUUUGAAAUGCAUUCUCGAAAGGAUAAAAUUCCUAAUUUUAAAAGUUUAACCGACUAUGUAAAGGAACAAGUUAAUAUAUUACAGCGCUCUUAUCAUUCGAGUUUGACCUCGAAUUCGAACCCGAAUCACCGACCCACCGCAAAAGUUCCACAACCGCAAUCUUAUGUCGCUAUGGCCGAUACAUACAAAUGUUUGUGCAGGGAUAUUGUGCAUGAUCAUUUAUACAAGUGUCCGGCGUUUUGUAAAAUGACAGCGAACGACCGUUAUAAAUAUGCUAAGGAACGACACGCUUGCGUAAAUUGUUUGAGUGUUAUACAUAAGGCAGGGACUUGUAACUCUAACUCUAAAUGUAAAAUUUGCAAAGGCAAACAUCAUAGUCUACUUCACUUUGACGCUUUCAAACCUGCUAACGCUCGCGUUGUGACCACCGCCGCUGCGUCAUCGGGUACAACGCGCGCGAUCGUACCGACAACAGCUGCUCCCGCGUCAUCGCCCGAUGUGCGUAGCAAGAGCGUUUCGUUGUGCACAACGUCCAUUGCCGCACCGCUAUCAACGCAAUCUUGCGUAUCCGAAGAUUUAUUUACACGCAAUGUAUACACUACGGUUCUGCUAUCUAUUGCAGCGGUUAUGGUACCCGACGCGUAUGGCACGAGCCGUAGUGUGCGUUGCUUAUUAGAUAGUGCAUCACAGAGCAAUUUUAUAACGUCGGAAUGUUGUGAUAGAUUAGGUUUAUUAGUAAAUAAAGACAACAUAAAGGUAAAGGGUAUAGGGGGUUCAGAAAAAUACGCAAAGGGAGUUGUAGCAUUCCAGUUCACUUCUCGUUUUAACCCUAACAUAAGAUAUAAUAUUUCGUCGCUCGUCGUCGAUAGAAUAACAUAUGACUUACCGUCUAUGCCUGUCAACGCAUCCGCUAUGCCUUUCUUACAAGAUUUGCCGUUGGCCGAUGAAAAAUUCUUUGAGCCAUCACAGAUCGAUGUUUUGAUCGGUGCUUCUUUAUUUUCGCAACUUUUAUUGCCCGGUAUAGUAAGGGAUAACUCUGCUGUACCGCCAGCUAUACAAACAACGCUUGGUUACGUAAUUAUGGGCACUGUGCCCGCUCUUCCCGCUCGCGAAAACGUAACCUUGACGUGUUGUAGUACAUUACCCGCACACGCCGAGGAAGACCCGCUAGAUACGUUGGUAAAACGGUUUUGUCAAAUAGAUGAAUCUCCUUUGAGAACUCCGCCCACUCAGUCCCCGGCUGAGAUAGAGUGUGAGCAUUUCUUUCGCGAAACCACUGAACGUGACAAAGAAACGGGCAGAUACAUAGUAUCGUUGCCUUUCCGAGAUGAUAUAUUUUCGCUUGGUGAUACUUAUGAAACCGCUCGGAAACGUUUUCUGAUGUUGGAGAGGAAGUUUGAAGCCGCUCCUGAGUUUAAGGCCGCAUAUGACUCAGUUAUCCACGAAUAUUUAGAAAAGGGCUAUCUGUCACCCGCGCCGCUUGUUGACAGUGAUAACUGCUAUCCCGUUUACGUCAUACCACACCACGGUGUUUUUCGUACAGAUAAGACCACUACUAAACUUCGCAUGGUUCUCGACGCGAGUCAUAAAUCGAGUUCAGGCCGCUCACUGAACGAUAUUCUCCAUAGUGGUCCCAAUUUACAAGGUGAUCUGUUUGCAAUUAUUUUAAAUUUUCGUCUUUUCGCUACCGCGCUUUCCACUGACUGUAAACAGAUGUUCCUUCAAAUUAUAAUGAAUAAGCGCGAUCGUCGCUUUCAACGCAUGUUAUAUCGUUUUCACCCGCAAGAAGAACUUACCGAAUAUGAAUUUAAUAGGGUUUGUUUUGGACUUAGGUCCAGCCCGUAUCACGCGCUCCGUGUCAUUCAGCAACUCAUUGCGGAUGAUGGAGAUUCAUUUCGGCUAGCAAAGAUAAUUGCUUCUCGCUAUAUCUAUAUGGACGAUAUCGUUUUUAGUGUUAUGUCGGAGGAAGAAGCUGCAUCAGCUGCUAAUGAGCUGAUUGAGUUAUUUAAACGUGCGCAGUUCGAUUUAGUAAAAUGGACAUGUAAUUCCGACUCGGUCUUAAGCGCUCUGCCUUCGUCAUAUAAGAUGUCUGAACCUCUUGAAUUUGAUAAAACCGCUCAAUUUAAAAUUUUGGGCUUGAGUUGGGAUAAAUCUCGCGAUUGUUUUGAAUUUAAAGUAACCAAGCUUGACGAAAGGUGUUCAAAACGAAUCAUUUUAGCCACUGUAGCUAGAAUUUGGGACAUAAUGGGCUUCGUAGCGCCUGUCGUUCUCUUCGCUAAACUUCUCAUAAAGGAUUUGUGGCUAUUGAAACUUGAUUGGGACGAUUGUCCGCCCCAGCAAAUAGUCGAAACCUGGAAAAGGUUUUGUAUAGAGUUACCGCUACUCAAUGACGUCAAAAUACCGCGACAUUUGGGGGUCUUCGAACAUUGCGUUGUACGACUGGUCGGCUUUUCUGAUGCUAGUGAGCGUGCUUAUGGAGCAGUGGUAUACGCCCAUAUUACUCAAGUAAGCCAGGUUACGACGCGACUCGUCUGCGCCAAGUCAAAGGUCUCACCAAUGAAGCCUUUGUCUAUUGCACGUCUCGAACUCUGUGCUGCCGAAUUACUGGUAAGACUAAUUAAACGCGUGCAUGACACCUACGAUUCACGCUAUCAUAUUAGUGAUAUGUACGCGUUCACAGACUCAAUGGUCACACUUUGUUGGAUAAACUCUUCUCCGCACCGCUGGCAAUCUUUUGUCGCUAACCGCGUCGUCAAGAUUAUUGACAAUUUACCAGCCGCUAAUUUUCAUCACGUUGCGGGAAUAGAUAAUCCAGCUGAUUGUUUAUCGAGAGGUCUUACACCCGAAAGGCUAAUAUCUCAUCCAUUAUGGUCACAAGGUCCGCCCUGGCUCACGCAAGACCUCUCACUGUGGCCUAUCACUAAUACAGACCAUAAUACUAUAGCGCUAGACAACGUACCGGAAGAGAAAAUAACCGCACACCCAAUUACUACGUCAGAACCAGAAACGUCCUUAGUUCAAGAUCUUAAUAAACGCAUCUCCUCCUGGAGUAGACACACGCGUAUCCUUGUUUAUGUCUGCAGAUUUAUAAAUAAACUACCCCGUUCCGGUUCGAUAGCAGUUACCGCGUUCGAUAUUCGAAGCGCCGCAGAGCAUAUGAUAAUAGGCGAUAUUCAAAAAAGACAUUUUGCAUUCGACAUUAGACAGCUGGGAGCCGGUAGUAAUUGCUCGCCCGCGCUAAUGAAGCUUAAGCCAUUUUUAUGCGAUGGCCUCAUCCACGUUGAUGGCCGCCUUACCAACUCCGCUGAAAGUUCAGAAUACAAAUUUCCGAUUAUUUUACCGCGUCAUGACGCUCUUGUAGAGUCUUUGAUCGACUACUAUCACAAGAAAUAUUUACAUGCCGGCCCAGAGCUGCUCAUGUCUUUGUUAAGACAACGAUUUUGGAUCUUGUCCGCUAGACGAAUUAUUCGGUCUAGAAUUAAUAAGUGUAACACUUGCUUUAAAUUAAAACCGCGCCCGCGAUUUCCUUUAAUGUCUGCUCUGCCGGGACAUAGAGUCACGCAAGCGGAGAAAGCUUUCGCUCAUACUGGCUGUGAUUAUUGCGGCCCUAUAUUGUAUACGCCCAUACGAGCUCGAGGUGUUAAAACUCGCAAGGCUUACCUAUGCAUAUUUACUUGUCUUACUACGCGCGCACUCCACAUCGAAGUAGCCACGGAUCUUUCUACUGUGAGUUUUAUCGCAGCUUUAAAGCGCUUCCUGUCGCGACGGGGUCCCGUGAAAUGUCUUUACUCUGAUCGUGGAACAAAUUUUAUAGGCACUCGAUCUUAUCUACGAGAUUUAUAUAAUUUUGUCACAAAGGAAUACCGCCCGCGUUUAGAAGAAGAAUUGGCCGAAAGUCGCAUUGAAUUCAAGUUCAUAGCGCCUGCCGCCCUACAUUUCGGUGGUUGUUGGGAGAGUAUGGUGAAAUGUGUAAAGAACCAUCUUUUUAAGGUUAUUGGACAGCAGAUCCUUGCGUAUGAGGAGUUAAUCACAAUCCUCGCUCAAAUAGAAUGUUUACUAAACUCUCGCCCUCUCACUGUGCUUAGCUCCGAUCCAGCUGAACCGACGGCUUUAACACCCGCACACUUUUUGAAUACGUUACCAUUGCGCUCUAUACCUGCACCUGAUGUGGAAUCUUCGCCAAUUAAUUUACUUCAACGACAUACACUCUUAGAUAAAUUAGUCCAAUCGUUUUGGCGUCGUUGGAGAACUGAAUAUCUGCAUCAACUGCAGACGCGGCGUAAAUGGACUCAAUGCUCGGUCCCCGUAAAGGUGGGCACAGUUGUCAUAAUUAUAAAUGAUAAUUCACCGACCCUCUCCUGGCCUUUGGGAGUGGUCGUAAAGGUUCACCCGUCUAAGGACGGUAUAGUUCGUGUCGCUACAGUAAAAACGGCAAGGGGUACACUCGUGCGACCAGUGGUGCGCUUGUGUCCGUUACCUACACAAUAA
Parnassius mnemosyne (clouded apollo) is the source of this 5319-nucleotide messenger RNA. Lineage: Eukaryota; Metazoa; Arthropoda; Insecta; Lepidoptera; Papilionidae. The record is from the annotation of a GenBank genome assembly.